Messenger RNA from Colletotrichum aenigma, 957 nucleotides. RefSeq names its product Echinocandin B biosynthetic cluster transcription factor ecdB (gene ecdB-0). NCBI's taxonomy places the organism in Eukaryota, Fungi, Ascomycota, Sordariomycetes, Glomerellales, Glomerellaceae. The transcript has 6 exons. The coding region runs from base 1 to 957 and encodes 318 amino acids. The record is from RefSeq and is a predicted model, not a curated record.
AUGCUUGAGUUUGAGGCCGGUGUCAGCUUCUUCAAUCUAGCCUGCAACAUCUUUCGUGAUGUUGAAGAUUUUAGCUGGGAAAGCGUGCAGUGUCUCCUGCUCAUUGCUCUUUGUAACUCAUCCAAACUCAGAGUUUACGACCAUUGGCGUUUCAUCAACAAAGCCUGUUCAACUGUAAUAAUCUUGCUGCCUUUGGAGGAACAGCUGCGAGCUCACCAUUGCCAACUCUACUGGAUUGUAUACCUACAAGAAAGCGGGCUGGAAAGCUCCGUCCCGUUGCCGCUUCUCCCGGAUCCUGGGAUCGACUGCCAGCAAAAGCAGUACCAAUUCUUCUUCCUUGCCCUCGUUUCAAUGAGAAGACUUCUUAAUAGGAUUCACUCCCAUUUGUACAAUCAAGAGCGGCUUGUGACUCCAACUCCCUCCGUGGUCUGUGAACUCAACCGGCAGAUUGAGGAGUGGAAACAAUGUCUACCCUCUGCAUUUAAGUUCUCGGAUCUCACACUAUCGAAUGAAGUCCGAAUUGCUUUUCGAACCGACAAGCCCAGCAUGCAAGAGAGGCUUAAGGGUCACUUGAAGGCCCGUUAUCAUGCCGCCAAAACCAUACUCUAUCGACCUCAUGUUCACAAGGUGAUACACAGCUCUAGAAUAGAUGCCUCGGAUUACGAAGUAGAAUGUGCUAAAACUGCUAUUGCUUCGGCGCUGAUAGGAAUUCUUCACGGCGGGAUAAUGCACGAGCCUUCCCAGGUUCUCCUGUUUCCCAUUAACUCCUGGAGAACGCUAUUUGCAAUAAGGAUUCAGAUACAAACAAUUCAGAGAACGCAGGUUUCGGGAUUAGCAGCGGCCUUGCUGCCAGAUGGCUGGGAAGUAAUUGACGAGUCCAGGCAGUCAUUGUGGACGCGGCGUCUCCUUUGUCACCGACAAUCACCAGGGAUUACGAGAUUAUUCAGAGUCUCGUAG